UACCUUGAUUCGGAUGUUCAUUAUCUUAGCUCCGGCGUUUGGGAGGAUUUUGGUCAACUAUAUGACUAUUUGAAAAAUCGCAUCGAUUUUGUGGGUCCAUUGGAAAAUUACAAGUUCAUUGUUGGUGAUAAAGAAAUGAAUUUUGGUUGGUCAAAAAUGAAAAUUAUCGACUUCCUUAAACAACAAAAAUGUUCGAUUGAUAAUCCAGUCAAGAUAUCUGAUAAAAAAAAAG
This is a messenger RNA of Scutellospora calospora, 232 nucleotides long. NCBI's taxonomy places the organism in Eukaryota, Fungi, Glomeromycota, Glomeromycetes, Diversisporales, Gigasporaceae. The record is from the annotation of a GenBank genome assembly.